Molecule: messenger RNA, 1146 nt
Organism: Penicillium waksmanii
Lineage: Eukaryota; Fungi; Ascomycota; Eurotiomycetes; Eurotiales; Aspergillaceae
Gene: pex14
Product: putative peroxisomal membrane anchor protein (Pex14)
Exons: 5
Coding region: 1-1146 (381 amino acids)
Biological process (GO): protein import into peroxisome matrix, docking
Cellular component (GO): peroxisomal importomer complex; peroxisomal membrane
Molecular function (GO): signaling receptor binding
Source: RefSeq, a predicted model, not a curated record
AUGGCUCCCCGCGAGGAGCUGAUUACGUCUGCUGUGACUUUUCUCCAAGACCCAUCUGUGGCAUCAUCGCCUAUUGAAAAACGAGUUGCAUUUUUACAAUCCAAAAACUUGACACAAGAGGAAGUCGACCUCGCCCUGUCGCGUGUCGGCGAGGACCCGGCCGCGGCUGCAGCUGCAGCGGCUACCGGUGCUGCACCAGCGUCGCAAAGUUACCCUUCACAACAGGUCGCUUAUCGGCCGCCACCACAAUCACCUCAAGGAUAUGGCUAUCCUCCAUAUGGUCAAUGGCAGCCGCCCCCAGAGCCCCCUAAGCGAGACUGGAGAGACUUGUUCAUCAUGGCGACUGUAAUGGGUGGAGUUGGAUAUGGAUUGUAUUUCGUUGGCAAGCGAUACAUUGCUCCGCUCAUUGCUCCUCCUACCCCUCCUCAGCUGGAGCAAGAUAAAGAGAAUAUUGACGAGCAGUUCUCGCGCGCAUUUGGAUUGAUUGACCAGCUUUCGACCGAUACCGCAGCCCUUAAGGCUGCCGAAGACGCUCGCACCGAGCGUCUGGAUGCAGCUCUCAAGGAUGUGGAAAACCUCGUUUCAGACCUGAAGACAUCUUCGCGCCGGAGAGAUGACGAGACACGCCGGAUUAGCGAUGAAGUGAAGUCGUUGAAGGAUGCGAUUCCCAAGGCCCUUGAAGGCGCCCGGGAAGGCAAUGAGAACCGAUUGAAGGAGCUUGGAACCGAGCUGAAGAGCUUAAAGGUCUUGUUGGGCAACCGCCUGGGUGGCGGUGGAGCUGCUCCCGCUGCUGGACGGACUGUUGGCAGCUCGACCCCAAUCCCUAGCCCUAGCCCAACCCCGACUCCUGCGCCCGCACCUCGGCCGGCUACAGAGGACGCCCCUGCUAGUACUCCGUCGCUGAAUGCCCUGCAACCCACUGUGACUCCGGCCGAACAGGAGCCUACUCCUGCCCCUGCUGCUCCGGCUGCCGCUCCGGCUCCUCAAAACUCAGACAGCCCUCUCUCAAAGCUAGGCCGAUCCGCCUCCAUUCCGGCCUGGCAGAUGGCGGCUUCUAACCGCUCCAAGAGCUCCUCUCAGUCGAGCCCAGCACCUGCCAGUGACAAGCCGGCUGACUCGGUCAAUGAUCAGACUGCCCCCCCCUAG